Messenger RNA from Osmia lignaria (orchard mason bee), 5377 nucleotides. RefSeq lists its product as uncharacterized. Gene Ontology annotation, molecular function: zinc ion binding; DNA-binding transcription factor activity, RNA polymerase II-specific; RNA polymerase II cis-regulatory region sequence-specific DNA binding. Lineage: Eukaryota; Metazoa; Arthropoda; Insecta; Hymenoptera; Megachilidae. Gene Ontology annotation, biological process: regulation of DNA-templated transcription. Gene Ontology annotation, cellular component: nucleus. The record is from RefSeq and is a predicted model, not a curated record.
ACACGAUAGUUGAACGUGGCACGAAUUCUCGUUCCCUAGUGCGCGUAGAUUAAUCGUUUUUAUUCACGAAAGUUAUAUUACUCGAAUUCUACUCUAUGAUGGAUCUUUGUAAUGCGUUAUAAUUGUAUACAAAAAUAUUCUAUGACUAUUGAAAACUAGUCAUGAAUUUCGGAACUGUAGAAUGUCCGUUGCGUAGGUCGAAAAUAACAUACGCCAUAGGCGCCAUUAAACGGCGCCAUCUGGAUAACAUUACAAAGAAAUUAUAUUAGCGAGAGUUUGGAAAAACUUUUGAAUAACGUUAUUACUCUUCCGUACGACGAGUAUUGUAAGGUAAAAUUUAAGAAAUUUAAAAAUCGGUGUAACAUACACCGAUCACGUUUUCAUUAUGUUUAUGUGCAGGAGUACACACUCCUUAUGAUUAUAUUUACUUAACCUCAAUUUUAAAUGAAAAAUGAAUACCUGCGAUUAUGAAAAUGUAAUUUCGUAUUUGUCGUAUGCUGAUAAUAAAGAUAUUAAAUCAUUUUUAAGAGAACAGAUUCAAAAUAUUAUCAAUUUUACAAAUAACAGUGUAGAAUUUAGAACUUUGGAAAUAUCGAUAACUACUACAGCUCUUAAGUAACGAUAAUAUAUAUUAAGUUGUUUGAACAUAUUUUUAUCAAUUUUGUAUGAAUCAAUGAGUUUGUAAUAAUGAUAUACAAUAUAUACAGUAGUUAACAUACAACAUGCAUAAACAGCAUGAUAAAACGGUCAUAAAACUUCUGCGCAUACAUAUUUAGGACAUAUAUAUGUACAAUGAAAAAAAUUUAAAUAAGUGGAUCAAAGAUGCAGCGCAUUGAAAUUAAUAACAAGGAUCAUAAUUAUAGCGAAGUAAAACCAGAUAAUUUUGAAUCUAGUGAUAGUAACAGUCAAAAUGCAUAUGACAGUGAUAUUAAACCCCUGUGUAAAUCCACUAAAGAAACAUUUGGACAAGUCAAAGACAUAAAUGAAUUAAAGAAGAUAACACCACGUGUGAAAUUAUUGACUCACGAUGCUAAUAGUUUGAAUGAGUUAACUAAAAUUUCGUUGCACAACAAAAUAUCUGCACAAAAAAAGUUAUCUAUAUUGGAGCAAACUAAACAAGAAUUGAAAAAAUAUUGUAGGACUUGUGCUGGUUUAAAGUUUCCAUUAGUUGAUAUUUUUAGUGAGAAAGGUAUUCAGAUGAGAUUAAGUCAACAGAUUAAACACUUGGAAGAAAUAAAUUCAUAUGACAGUUUAUCCACUCAAAUGUGUAUGGACUGUAUUUGUGAUUUGAAAAUGAGUUAUAAAUUUUUUAUGCAAAUUAAGAAAGCAGAAGUUAAAUUAAAGUCCAUUCAUUUUACUCUGACUGAGACAGCAACAAGAAAUCUAGAAGCAAAGAAGAUGCAAUCUGUAGAACGUAUUGAGAAACAUGUAGAGAAUAUUGUGGAAGAUAAUUUCCUCAAUCCAUCUACAAGUAAGGAACACAAUGAAGAGGUACUUGUACAAAAAGUACCUGAGGAUAUUCCAGUGAAAGAUAAUUUACACUGUAUAAAAAUAGGAAAAGUGAAUGUUGAAGAGUUAGAAAAGCCUGAAGUUGAAGUUUUUGAAGAAAUGAUAAUUGAAGAAAACAGUGAUAAUGAAUCUAUAGAAGAGUUUGAUCCGGAUGAUCCUCCUUUUCAACCUGAUAGUUCUGAUGCAGCAGAAUCUGAUGAUGAAGUAGUUGUACAAACACCAGCUGUAAAAAGACGAAAUAUUCAGAAAGAAAAUAUUCCAAGACAAUAUCCUCCGUCAAUGUUUCUUUGCGAUUAUAACUCAGCUCCAGAUAAUGAAAGUGCUGAUUGUAAUCAAACAACAUAUAAGUAUGAUUCAUCUCUAAAAGCAUACAUUAAAAUAGAAGAUACAGAAGGUAAUAAUCAUUCUUGUGAACCACAAAAUAUAAUUAGGACUGAGACCGCAUGUAAUGCUGAAAGUACAAAAGAAUCCACGAAACAACCGAACAUAUUAAAACGAAGACUUUUAUUACAAACUAGAAAAGACUUGUCUGAAGAAACAGAUGAAAAUCAGUCUGGUGUUUCUGAUAAAAAUGGUGGUCAUAAAGAUUUUAAAGUACAAAAGUUAGAUGUAAAUAAUUCUUUGAACAUUAAUAGUACCCAGGAAGAUGGAAUCAUGUAUGUUACAGUAAAGGGAUCUAAACCGAAUGAAAUAUUAUUAGUGAAAGUAAAAAAAAUGGAUAAACCGUUAGAGAAAAAAGAUGACAAAUGUUUGGGAAAAAAGCCUUUUGAAAUUAAACCGAUGGAUAAAAUUUUUAAACGGUACGAAACACUUGUUACAAAAGAAAAGGAUUUGUUUCCAGAACGGACAAAAAAGUCUGAAAUAAGAGAACAGAUCAUAGAAGAACAAAUAGAAGAAUAUAAGAAAAAACGGGAGAAGGUAUUAGGUGGGCAUGCUAGUAUUUCGCUCCCUAUAAAGACCGAAGAACCUCAAACUCGUUACUUCAAACGUAACGAAAGUCAAGAUAGCCAGAAACCUACUCCGCAUGCGGAAAACGAAUCAACUGUAAACGUACAAUUUAUUAAAGAUGAAGAUGAUUGUACUCCAAAAAUUGAAAAUGAUAUUACGGAUACUGCGGCGGAACCAGAAAAAGAAAAAUCCGUUAAUGAAAAAUCAUAUGUAAAUACCGAGGAGUAUUUAUCACGUUUAGCAAAGCUUAAACUAAAAUGGGAGGAAGCAAAGAAGAAAAAAGAAUCUUUGCAGAAAGAACUUGACGAAUCUUAUACAGAAGGAAAUAUUGAAAAAUUGGCAAGAAUUUUAGGGGAGAAAGAAAAAAAUUUACAGGAUUUUCAAGAUUAUUUAAAGCAACGUAAAAUCGUAAUUACAAGAUUAAAAGACGAAGACAUUAUUUCCCUUUAUGAGGAUAGAAAUAAUGCAGUGCUUAAAAACAAUUUGCCUGAUUUAAUAGACGAAAGUCAACCAGCAGAUUACAUUCCAGAAGAAAAUUAUCUGGAAUGUGAUUAUUGUCCAGAAACAUUUGCUUCUAAAGAUAUUCUCGAGGAGCAUUUAAAGAUGCACGAUUAUAAAAUUAUGCAUUUUUGCGAAGAUUGUAUGGAAGAAUUUCCAACAAAUAAGGCAAAACGAAAUCACAGCGUAGUUUGCAUAAAAAAGUUAUUAUGUAAAUACUGUGAAGUGAUGUUAGAUUCAAAGGGAAAGAAACGCCAGCAUGAGCAGAAACAUUGCGAUAAUAUGUAUGGACAAUUAUGCGAUGUAUGCGGUGAAAAGUUUAAACAUCAAGGAACUCUAGAUCAGCAUGUAAAAACCCAACACAUGAGCUGGGAGAAAAUAUAUCAAUGCCCAAAGUGUCCGAAAAAAUUUGCAUUCAAACAGAAGCUUAGCUUUCAUUUAAAGUCAGUACAUACAACAUUAAGGGCCUAUUUAUGCGAGGAUUGCGGAGCAGACUUUAAAAAUCCUGCGAGUCUUAGACAUCAUAGAAUACGUAAACAUCAACCGGUUGGCAAUAAAAGAGAAUGCCCAGUUUGUCAUAAAUUAGUUCCAUUUUAUAGUCUUUCUAAGCAUAUGCAUACUCAUAAAGCUUAUACCAUUCAAUGUCCACACUGUGACAAAAUGUUUAAGAAUAGUUCAACUUUGAAACAACAUGUAAGAAUUCAUGAAGAUCAACGUCAGUACCGUUGUGACACUUGUGGUGUUGGAUUCAAUAGGCGAGAUGGCUUAAGAUUGCAUAUGAGAGUACACGAGAAAACUGAUAGUAGAGGAUUAAAAGAAUGUUCAUGUCAAGUAUGUGGUGAAAAAUUUCCAAACCACUCGACACUUGUUAUACAUAGAAAUCGAGUUCACAAGGAUGGUAGACAGUAUACAUGUCACAUAUGUAACAGAUCAAUGAUCUCGACUAGAUCAUUGGAAUGGCACAUGUCUCAUAUACACAAUGAGUCUCUUCCUGGUGUUGUAAAAGAAGACACGGAUGGAGCACCGGAAAAGAAAAGAGUGUCAUGUUAUCACUGUAAUAAAACAUUUAAAACAGAAAUGAUUUUAAGAACGCAUAUUAAAAACACUCAUAUGGAGAAAGAUCCAAUGAAGUGUUUAGAUUGUGAAUUAACAUUCACUUCUGAAGUAAGAUUAAGACACCAUAUGAUGGUGACUCAUAACAGAUUAGAAGGAACAUUACCGUGUCCACAUUGUCCCAAGAGAUUUGUGAAUCAGCUCAGGUUGAAGACACAUAUGAUAUCUCAUUCUGAAGAGAGACCAUAUACGUGUGAAAUUUGUGGAUUUAACUUGAAAACGAAAAUACAAUUGAUUAAACAUCACCAGAAUAGACACAGUGAUGAAAGACCGUUGCAAUGUAGAUAUUGUCCUUGGAGAUGUAAACAAGUUAGUGCUCUUGUAUGUCAUGAAAGGACUCAUACUAAUGAACGACCAUACUCUUGUAGUGUGUGUAGGCAACGUUUUAAAUAUUUAGGUGACAAAAACAAACAUGAGAGAAGACACGAAAGUUUAGGAGGAUCUGGAUUCAAAAGAAUAGUACCUGGGAGAAAUAUUAAACCUAAAGUCCAGGAAGAUUCUUCCUGUUCUGAACACGAACAAGAAAGUUUAACUAAUGCAGAACAUCAGAUUGUCGAGGGCGAAUACGAAGAGCAAACAGAUCAACAGUACGAGGAAGAACAAAUAGUUAAGUUUGAAGAACAGGAAAUAGUAAAGUUUGAAGAACAAGAAAUAACUGAAGAAUAUGAACAAGUAUAUGAACAGGAAUAUGAAGAAACGUCUAGAGAAGCUUCGGAUGCAGCGGAAGUUAUAAUGAACAUGGAAGAUACCACUGUCUAUACUGAAGAAGUAACGGCGGACAAUAUUGAACCGGCAGAAAUAAUAACAGAUGAAAUGAUGACAAAUGAAAUAUUACAAUCAGGUGCUGUAGUUCAUUUGCAGCAAGAAGAUGAUUCAGGAAAAAUCCAAGUGAUCCCAGUUAUGCUGUCUUUACCUGAUCUGUCUGAUGCAAAUACAGAGGUCAAUUUAGCUACAGCAUCUAUUAUGUAUAAUAAUUGAAUUUAGUAUCGUAUUCUAUAUAUACGAUAUUCUUUGUAAAGAAAAAAUAAUCAACAUUAUUGUGGUUAAUUAUACACUUAAAAAACUGUUUAUUUGGGAUAAAUUGUAGGAAGUAAAUCACAUUCCCAAAUACAGCAUAUUCUAAAAAUGUAUAUUUCCCUGAAACAUAUAUAGAUUUCAAACUUUUUAGGAUAUUAACUAUACACCCAAAGGUCAAAAUAACAUUUUGCUAUUAAGGUUGCAGUUUUGUAAGAUUAUUUUACUGUAUGAAGAUACUUAGUAAAAUCACGCUAAGAUUGUAAAAAAUAAUGAUACAACAGAUUUUAUCCUC